Balearica regulorum gibbericeps (East African grey crowned-crane) is the source of this 1886-nucleotide messenger RNA. The record is from RefSeq and is a predicted model, not a curated record. NCBI's taxonomy places the organism in Eukaryota, Metazoa, Chordata, Aves, Gruiformes, Gruidae.
CUUGACUCUGAAUACUGAUCAUGGAGAUAUCUUACUGGAUUAUUCGAAGAACCUUGUUACGGAAGAAGUGAUGAAAAUGCUGAUGGAACUGGCAAAGUCAAGGGGUGUGGAAAGUGCCAGAGAACGCAUGUUCAGUGGAGAGAAGAUCAACUUCACUGAGAACCGAGCUGUGCUUCAUAUUGCUCUAAGAAAUCGUUCCAAUGUGCCAAUACUUGUAGAUGGGAAGGAUGUUGUUCCAGAAGUAAACAAAGUAUUGGACAAAAUGAAACACUUUUGCCAGAGAGUCCGUAGUGGUGAAUGGAAAGGCUACACUGGAAAGGCAAUCACCGAUGUGGUCAAUAUUGGGAUUGGUGGCUCUGACUUGGGCCCUCUGAUGGUAACUGAAGCCCUGAAACCAUAUUCCAAGGGAGGCCCUCGUGUUUGGUUUGUAUCCAACAUUGAUGGCACACAUAUAGCCAAAACCCUGGCUGAGCUUAAACCAGACACUACGCUCUUCAUCAUUGCAUCAAAGACUUUUACCACCCAAGAAACUAUCACCAAUGCAGAAACGGCUAAAGAGUGGUUCUUACAUGCUGCUAAUGAUCCUUCAGCUGUGGCCAAGCAUUUUGUUGCCUUGUCUACCAAUGGUCCUAAAGUUAAAGACUUUGGAAUUGACCCAGAGAACAUGUUUGAGUUUUGGGAUUGGGUUGGUGGCCGCUACUCUCUGUGGUCUGCCAUUGGUCUCUCCAUUGCCCUGCAUAUUGGUUUUGACAACUUUGAGAGCCUGCUUGCAGGAGCCCACUGGAUGGAUAAUCACUUCCACACUGCCCCGCUGGAGAAGAACAUGCCUGUUCUGUUAGCCAUGCUAGGGGUCUGGUAUAUAAACUGCUACGGAUGUGAAACGCAUGCCCUUCUGCCCUAUGACCAAUACAUGCACCGCUUUGCUGCUUACUUCCAGCAGGGUGAUAUGGAAUCUAAUGGCAAAUACAUUACCAAGAAGGGCUCUCGUGUGGACUACAGUACUGGCCCUAUUGUGUGGGGAGAGCCUGGCACCAAUGGGCAGCAUGCUUUUUACCAGCUCAUUCAUCAAGGAACUCGCAUGAUUCCCUGUGACUUUCUGAUUCCAGUCCAGACCCAGCACCCAGUCAGAAAUGGCUUGCAUCACAAGAUUCUUUUGGCCAACUUCCUUGCUCAGACUGAGGCCUUGAUGAAAGGGAAGACUGCUGAUGAAGCUCGUAAGGAACUUCAAGCAGCAGGACUGAGUGGAGAUGCUCUGGAGAAGCUUCUUCCCCAUAAGGUCUUUGAGGGAAAUCGACCAACCAAUUCCAUCAUGUUUACAAAACUCAACCCAUUCACUCUGGGAGCCAUCAUUGCCAUGUAUGAGCACAAGAUAUUUGUUCAAGGAAUUGUCUGGGAUAUUAACAGUUAUGACCAGUGGGGAGUUGAGCUUGGAAAACAACUUGCCAAGAAAAUUGAGCCUGAACUGGAGUCAGAUGCUCCAGUGACAUCUCAUGAUAGCUCAACAAAUGGGCUUAUCAAUUUCAUCAAAAAACACAGAGCCUGAAAUGAAAGAUUUGGAGGACAUCGACAAUCUAAUCACCCAAUACCCAAAUCUGUUGUAGUUGUGCUUUUUUAGCCACUUCUAACAAAAAUAGCACUUUACAGAUCUAGCUUCUUCACUUGUUGCAGUUAAUCUUGUUGCGUCAAGUGUUUAAAAACUAGUUUUGUGAAACCCAGAGAUUGUAUAGUUGCUUUCUAUUUUCGUGGCGGUUAAUCUGUAAAGUGCAGCUGGUACGUUCCUUGGUUCUUAUCCCUCAACUUCCUUAAAGAUGAUCACAUACUGAUACUAGAAAAUAAAAGGUAUGAUGGAUGAGUAAAACUUCUUCACUCUGUAUCUUUCAAGUGCA